AUGUAUGAAGCUUCAAGCAGUCACCUCCUCACUCCUCUGAUCUUCCCUCUACACAGCCCUGGGCCCUUGGCCUUGAAAAUCGCUGGGCGGAUUGCAGAAUUCUUCCCUGAUGCAGUACUUAUUAUGUUGGAUAAUCAGAAACUGGUGCCUCAGCCUCAUGUGCCCCCAGUCAUCGUCCUGGAAAACCAUGGUCUCCGCUGGGUCCCCAAGGACAAGAACUUAGUGAUGUGGAGGGACUGGGAAGAGUCACGGCAGAUGGUGGGAGCACUAUUGGAGAGCCGGGCCCACCAGCACCUUGUGGACUUUGACUGCCACCUUGAUGACAUCCGGCAGGACUGGACCAACCAACAGCUCAACACCCAAAUCACCCAAUGGGUUGGUCCCACCAAUGGAAAUACCUGA
Puma concolor (puma) is the source of this 402-nucleotide messenger RNA. NCBI's taxonomy places the organism in Eukaryota, Metazoa, Chordata, Mammalia, Carnivora, Felidae. The record is from RefSeq and is a predicted model, not a curated record.